Molecule: messenger RNA, 6716 nt
Organism: Mucor mucedo
Lineage: Eukaryota; Fungi; Mucoromycota; Mucoromycetes; Mucorales; Mucoraceae
Exons: 6
Coding region: 33-6677 (2214 amino acids)
Biological process (GO): phosphorelay signal transduction system; peptidyl-serine phosphorylation
Cellular component (GO): cytoplasm; nucleus
Molecular function (GO): protein serine/threonine kinase activity; ATP binding
Source: RefSeq, a predicted model, not a curated record
GUACUUCUUUCUUUCUUUCUUUCAAUGAAAAGAUGGAACCAGUAACAUCCUCUCGGACCGACGACGUCACCAUGAUAGAAAGUAGUUUUGUCAAACCUUUUUCCAAAUCAACUCAUAACCGUUCUAACCCCGCGUUUGUUACUGUCAGUCCUAUUACCACUUGUGCCGAAAUAACUAAAAUAGAAAGAGCACAGCAAAAGAGACCCCAAAGUCGCUCCUCCAUGUCGUCGAUCGAGGAUACUAUUCCUUCACAAUUACCUCCAUCAAAUGACAAGAAAAAAAUGAUUUUUCAAAAUAAUAGCAGUGACGAAUAUGCUUCCAGUCCUGGUAGUGAAUCCGACGUCUUUUCAAGAAACCCUUUACGCUAUCAUAGUCCACCCGCUGGAAGUGGUGGUAAAUUCAUGAAAAAAACAAACAGAACAAGUUGGACUCCAUCUGAGUCGACUCCCUCAACACCUAUUAGUUUACCGGAGACCAUCAAAUUGACAAGAAGCAGAAAGAGUUCCGUUAUCGCCAUCGAUAAAAGGCUGGACGAUAAGUCUGGCUCCAUAUUCAAAUUACGUGAAAAUAGAUUGCCUUCCUCGCCCAAAAUAUUCGAUGAAGAUACCAGAAUUCAUCAUCGAAACUCUUCCAUAUCUUCCAUUUUGACUGAUAACAUUAGCAUCCUUUCUUCUGAAGAUUACGAUUCGUCCAAUGAUAAUGAUUCAAUCAAAUUCAAUCAUAAGCAGCAGAGACGCAAGUCUACAUCUGGAAGUAUUUUAAAAAAUACCUCUACAGAUGCUUUACCCGAAUACUUGUAUAAGCAAUCCAUUCAGAAUUUCACAAAGCGUCAGUUAUCAACCACAACAGCGGCGAUUGACGCAGAUAAAGACGUGAUAGCGAUGACACUUGACGAAGAAAGAAAUACUGCUCAUUUCCCUUUAUCCGAUGAUAUCAGCCAAAGUUAUCAAUCUCCAGUGUACCCAGCCGUAUUCUUGAACGAUAUGGAUAACAAUGAUCUAGAGGAAGACGAUCAUCAUUUUCAUACAAACACUUCAGUCUAUGAAGCUGAAGAAACGGACUAUUUCAGUUUAUGUCGAUAUCCUUGUCAAGAAUCGAAAAGUGUGCCUAUUAGACGUAAGCCAUUAUCUCUGCCUAUAGACAACUCGUACGCCAGCCGAUUAAAAGAAUCACGUUCAACCAAAAUGAGAAAAUGGUCACUUUACCAUGACUCUGUUCCAAAAUGGAUAAAUUGGAUGGAUGAAUCAGACGUGGUUGAUCCUAAAAUUACUCAUUGGUGGAACUCUAUCCAACCACCACAAGAAGACUGCUUUAAUGCACAACGUCUGUCGCUUGAUUUACAUGAUUCUCAAUACCAGUUCCCUCUUCAUAAACAGGACUAUCAGUCUGAUGAGGAAUCACUAUCGGAUUGCGUUACACCAGCUGCAGUGCUUCCAGUGUUAAAAUCAACCCCUACUAGAUCAACAUUCCGUUCCUCUUUUCCGCCAGCUAAUGCUCCUUCAGUUGCUGUUACAGGCAAUAUUGGUUAUAGAUUCAAUAAUCCUAACAAAAAUCCAUUUUCCCAUUUCGGCGAUAAUUACGACUCAUUUACUUCCCCUCGUGAAAAACCUAAAAACAAUGGUGCGAAUUGCCCACGACACACAAUCAAAUCAAGAUUACAAUGGGCUAAAGAUGCGUGUAAUUUAGAGCUACGCGAAAUCAUUGAUGGAUUAAAUGAAUAUGUUGAAAAAGAUUUGCUUUAUUUUGAAACGCCAGAUGAUAUAUUGAAUCACGAGUCUGAGGAGGAUCAAUAUAAACAAGACUUUCCUGUAUACGACUUACAACAUGAUACUAGUUUAUUGGAUUGGGAUGACAAGGACUUAAAACCCAUCCAAGAUAUUGUUACAAUGAUAUCCGAAGAUGAUGAUAUAACCACACCUUUUAUACUCACACUACAAAACCUGAUCUGUUUAGCACAGAGUGUUCUAGAUACAGAUCUAGAAGUAUUUUUAGAAAACCCAGGUAUUGGUGCUGAUACAGUUUCAAAUAUCCAAUCUGUGGGCGGUAAUUGGGAGUAUUAUAAGGAAUGGCCAUGCAAAAAAUGGUAUGUCCGACUUGUGCUUGGCGUUGCGGCGUUUAAUCGAGUUGUAGAAUGGUGGCAAGCCGAACGAAAAUAUUGGGCUACCCCUUCUUCCAUCAUUACCCCAACCACAAAUUCAGCCAGUACAACUACCACUGUUACUCCCUUAUUUAAACCUCUCAAAGUAACUUCUGACUUACCUGAUCAAUUUAACUUGGGCGCUAUGAUGAUGAAUGAUCCUAUUGAUGAGUCUCGUACUACACGAGUGCCACGAACACGAGAUAACAGUGUCAUGUCAACUUUUAUGCAAAAUGACAAUGAAGAAGCAUGCCAGUUUCAAGAGGAAGCGGAAAUCGGUCAAAGCAGCACCAUUGUCAUGGAAUUAUCUCUCAAACCAUCCCUUGUUCAGUACUUAAGUCCUGUUUGGCACGAUGUGAUAGGUACUAGACCUCAAUCCAUGAUCGGUCUUAAUAUAUCUGAAUUGCUUGUACAUGAAAAUAAACAAGUAUUUUCUCAGGCAACCGACGAAAUGCUUGCAGAUAAUUUAAAAACUAUCGAAGUGACUUUUGGUGUAAUUACAGAUGAUGUCAAGACACCUUUUGAAUUGGAAGGCAAGGGCAUGCUAAUGUACAACAGAGUCACAGGAUAUCCCAGUCAUACCAUGUGGGUGUUGAAACCGUCCGUAAGAAGGUGGCCCAUUAGCACUACAGAAAUCGCAAGUGAUACAAUCAUCAUUGAUGAUACUGCACCGAACACAGAAACACAUCCUUUGUUUAAUAGUCCUAAUUUGCCAAUAUCUUCAACUAUUAGAAAUAUUCAGGCCUCUGCCAUGCGAAGAGCUGUUUCACAAGGUGGUGUUCCGGUUGCUAACAGCCUAGAUGCUACCACACAUUUACUUACCAUCGCUCCUGCACUUUGUAAUAUAUGUGAAAGAUGGGUUGUUGCUGCCUUCUUUGAGCAACAUUCUGAAUUAUGCGUCGAAAUUCAUCGUGCUGAAAUGGAUGUGAGUACUUGCAAUGAUAGUCUAUCAGAAUUGAAGCAUUAUGUACAAGGCUUGUACGAUAUUACCACGUAUGAAGUCCAAAAAUUGGAAACUAAUCCACAAGCUACAAUUCUUGAAGAGGAAGAUGAUCUCACCAGUAUCAAUAGUGAUGAUGACUCAAUUUUUGGAGAAGGUUUGCCUUUGGAAAAAGAUCACGUACUCCCUUUGGAGAAAAGAAGAUCUGAACUCGAAAAAUAUACAACCAUGUUGGAUAUUAUGAAUGUAGCAUUGUCUAUCGCUACACCAGGCAGUCCAGAUGAUGAAGCUGAUUUAAAAGAGACACCCGAUCGACUCAAUUGCUCUCAUACGAAGCAGUCAGCCGUCUCUAAAUCUAAAAUUGUUCAAAUUCUCUACUGGAGAGCCCCAUUGGCAGACGAUGCAGAUACUGAAUCACUGAUCAAUAACAUCGAAUUCAUUACUAAAGCUAAGGUUGAUGCUGUCAAUCGAAUGCAGGAUUGUUUGGAUUACAAUGAGCGUAUUCGAAACAACUUUCAACAUAACGUCAUUGGUGACAAUGAAUGGUCUGAAUUUGUACCAGAAAAAGUCGAGGCUGCUGUUGUUCCUACCGAUGUUAAGGCCACUAGCAACUCAGUUGAGGUAGAAAAAGUGAAAACUCCCAUGUUAGAGUCCGAGAAAAGCUCCUUGGAAGAAAAUAGUGAGAUCAAAAAACAGAACCUCUUUGAAAAGAUCAAGGACUGGAAAAUCAGUGCAAGACGCAGUGGUAAUGGUUCACGUUCCAAACGUGCGAGACGUAAAAAUGGAGCUUCAAUUCCUCCACCUGUUUCUACCGUACCUACUGUGUCUACAACACCUUCUACUGCACCUCGUAUUAUUGAAAUGGAAACUAUUGAUACACCUGCAGCAUCACCAAGAUUUCCAGCAAAUACGAACCCGCAGCCACCACAGCCAAGAAAAAGUAGUCUCACUGGAAGAAUACAAUCAUCUGGUAGUAGCACGCCUUCUCUUGGCAAAUCUCCAUUAUCUCCAUUACCUGCACCCAUCAUGUCAGCACGGCCUGUUCCGCCUAGUAUCAAAGACUUUGAUAUUAUUAAGCCAAUCAGUAAAGGUGCAUUUGGUUCUGUUUUCCUUGCCAAAAAAAGAGUGACAGGCGAUUAUUAUGCCAUUAAGUUUUUAAAGAAGUCAGACAUGAUUGCCAAGAACCAAGUGACAAAUGUCAAGGCUGAAAGAAUGAUUUUAAUGACUCAGACGGAUAGUCCUUAUGUAACAAAACUAUAUUACACUUUUCAGUCCAAGGAUUAUCUAUAUUUAGUACUAGAGUAUUUAAAUGGCGGUGAUUGUUCUUCCUUGAUCAAAGCGCUUGGCAAUUUGCCCUGUGAUUGGGCUCGUAAUUAUCUUGCAGAAGUUACUUUAGGCUUAUCUUAUCUUCAUAAUAAGCACAUUAUCCACCGAGAUCUUAAGCCUGAUAAUUUAUUAAUUGAUCAAAAUGGUCAUUUAAAAUUGACCGAUUUUGGAUUAUCAAGAAUUGGAUUUUUAGACCGUAGAGUCCGUGACGAGCUCAGCAGUGAUCCAUUUUCAUUGUUACCUACAUCACCUGCACCUUCUCGAUCUGGCACGCCACCUCAAUCCCCGUUAGUACCUGCAGCCUUAUCCAACGGAAAGUUCUAUAAACAUUCAUAUUUUAGUCUACUCUUUGACCGAGACAGAAAUAGACGAGGGUCUAUGACUAGUUCUACAUCGGGUGGUGAUAUACCUAUUAAUGAACCUUUGGUGGGUGGUAGCAGCAGUAGUGUGCCAGCUUUACCAUCUCACAUUCAUGAAGAGCUUAAUACCAGCGCUACGACAAAGCCUCAUAGACAACGCACGAGUUCGGGUUUAUUACCUUCGGGAUUAACAACGCCUGCUUUUGUUCAUGCAUCUGUACCCGAAAGUAAUGAGGACAGCGGGAUGAUGCGACAGGAACAAGCGGUAGGUACACCGGAUUACCUUGCUCCUGAAAGUAUUUUAGGCACAGGCCAGGACUCGAUGGUAGAUUGGUGGGCUCUAGGCGUCAUUUGUUAUGAAUUCUUGUACGGAUAUCCACCGUUUCAUGCAGAGACACCUGAUAAGGUCUUUGAGAAUAUUUUAUCCAGAAAUAUUGACUGGCAUAAAGAUGAAAUGAAUUUACCAGAUGAAGCCUAUGAUUUUAUGGAAAGACUAUUGACCUUGGAUCCCGAGAAACGUCUUGGUCGCAAUGGGCCUGAAGAAGUGCGACAACAUGCUUUCUUUAAAGAUUUAGAUUGGGAUAAGUUAUUAACAGAAUCCCCUUCUUUUGUCCCACAACCCAUGGGUAAAGAAGAUACAGAUUAUUUUGAUACACGUGGUGCAACCAUGAUGGAAGAAGAUAGUAUUCAAAACCUGGUGAUGGAAGAGAUCAAGCGUGCAAAAGCCAUUAUUAACGAGCAAAAUCCGGAUAAAAUUUCACUUAUUGAUUCAGAAGAUUUUCAAACCUCGGAUGAUGCAGAUUUUGGAACGUUUGUUUACAAGAAUUUGCCUGUUUUAGAAAAAGCCAAUGAAGAUGCCAUCAAGAAAAUCCGUCAUGAACGUAUUGUAGCCAAUACCUCCUCCUCGUCUGUAAUUUCGUCCUCCACUUCAUCAGACAGAGCUUCUUUGCAUCGCUCACUGCCUGCAAUUUCCAGAAGAAAAAGAAGUUCUAUUGCGGAUACUUUUAGUUCAAGGAGUUCCGUGACCAAUAUUAUCCCAUCACAUGCCUCUUCGCCUCCUCCUCCUCUUCCUCCUGUUUCUACGUCUUUACCCUGUACUCCACCGCGUGCAUUAUCGCCCUCUUGUUCAACCACACCUACUGCGUCUACUCAAUACCGUCGCUCUAUCGAUGCAAUCAAUCACCCUUUGAGCCAUAUUGAUAGGCUUCGGAAAGAAGAUGAUGCACCUCAACGUGUUCGGUCUGUUUCCUCGCCCGGUAAUCGUGUAGCAGUUUUAUCCACAUCAGUAGGAUCUUCUUCUGCCUUUUCUAAUUAUACCAGUAGUAGCAGCAAUAGUAGCAGUAGUUCAAGUGCACAGAAUCCAGGAUUAAUCCCUCUUCCACUUCAAAUGCAUGCACAUCCUCUUGAUAUUGAAAGAGCGGAUGAUUUAAGCUCUUCUUCCCGAUCCGGUGUUGACAGAGUGCUGAAUUGUUUAAUUGCAGAUGAUAACCCGAUCAGUUGCAAAAUAUUGGAAACCAUUUUGAAUUUGUUACAGUGUCGGUGUGUGAUUGUUCGAAAUGGUGCCCAAGCACUUCGGUGCGCUAUCAGUGAUAAAGUCCAAUUCGAUUUAAUCUUUAUGGAUAUUCGCAUGCCUAUUAUUGAUGGACAAGCAGCAGCACGCAUGAUUCGGUCCACUAAUAAUAUCAAUAAGAAUACAACCAUGGUAGCAGUAACAGCGUACGAAUGCAAUAAUCAAUCUGAAGGUAUUUUUGACAUGACAUUGAGCAAACCAGUGACAAAAGAAGUUGUGCUGCAAUGUAUUCGAAAACUAGGCGAUUGCAAUUUACCCACUAGUCUUUGGACAUCCUCAUCUGUGUCUCCGCAGAUUAUAUCCCCUUCAUUAAACAUCAAACCGCAUCCAGAAUCUCUAUUGUAAUAUUUCAUUUCCCUCCCUCCCUCCUCCCCCCCCCCUCCC